Messenger RNA from Cladophialophora yegresii CBS 114405, 1260 nucleotides. Its product is annotated as autophagy-like protein 18. Gene Ontology annotation, cellular component: extrinsic component of membrane; phagophore assembly site membrane; fungal-type vacuole membrane. The record is from RefSeq and is a predicted model, not a curated record. Bases 1 to 1260 code for a protein of 419 amino acids. The transcript is spliced from 2 exons. Gene Ontology annotation, biological process: nucleophagy; autophagy of mitochondrion; protein localization to phagophore assembly site. Gene Ontology annotation, molecular function: phosphatidylinositol-3-phosphate binding; protein binding; phosphatidylinositol-3,5-bisphosphate binding. NCBI's taxonomy places the organism in Eukaryota, Fungi, Ascomycota, Eurotiomycetes, Chaetothyriales, Herpotrichiellaceae.
AUGGCCAUGAACUUUGUGACAUUCAACCAGGACUACAGCCACCUGGCUGUAGGCACCUCCCGAGGCUUUCGCAUCUUCACCACCGAUCCAUUUGCGAAGACCUUCGAUUCCCGAGAUGCCGGCAACGUUGCGAUCCUCGAGAUGCUCUUCUCGACCUCUCUCGUCGCUCUCAUCCUAUCGCCGAGGAGGCUCCAGAUCAAGAACACCAAAAGGGACCUGAUAAUAUGCGAACUCACCUUCCCCAACGCCGUGCUGUCGGUGAGGUUAAACAGGAAGAGACUGGUGAUUGUGCUGGAAGAUCAGAUCUACCUCUACGACAUACAGACCAUGAAACUGUUAUACACCAUCGAGACUUCUCCCAAUCCUGCUGCCAUCUGCGCACUGUCACCGUCUCAAGACAAUUGCUAUCUGGCAUACCCGCUUCCGCAAAAGGCUGUGGCCUCGUCGUUUGCCCCGCCGUCCCACGCACCACCCAACAGUACACAUAUUCCUCCCACGACCGGCGAAGUCCUGAUCUUUGACGCUAUCAAGCUAGAAGCUGUCAAUGUGGUAGAAGCGCACAAGUCACCCCUAUCAUGCGUGGCCUUCAACAACGAAGGGACCCUGCUGGCGACAGCCUCGGACAAGGGUACCAUCAUUCGAGUUUUCUCGGUCCCAGACGCACACAAGCUGUACCAAUUUAGGAGAGGGUCCAUGCCUUCAAGGAUAUUCAGCAUGGCCUUCAAUAUCACGUCCACUCUGUUAUGUGUCUCAUCGGCAACCGAGACCGUCCACAUAUUCAAGCUUGGACCUCCGUCCAAUAGAUUACCAGAAGAUGGCCAUGAACCAGCUUCACCCAGCAAAGCCAGCAGUGCAUCUACCAGAAGGCUCAGUCAAAGUAGCGACAUGCUGAUCGACCAACCGGGUGAUGAAGAGGACGGAGUCGAGUCCCCUACAGCUCUGGCGCAUCGAAAGCCAAAUGGGACCUUCAUGGGCUUGUUGCGGAGGACGUCUCAGCACGUAGGCAUCAAUCUGGCCUCCACAGUCGGCGGAUACCUUCCAAAGGGUGUCGCCGAGAUGUGGGAGCCCUCGAGAGAUUUCGCAUGGAUACGACUCCCCAAGUCGAGCUCAGGUGCGUCCCCUAGCCAACUACGCAGUGUGGUCGCCAUGAGUGCAAACUCGCCGCAAGUCAUGGUUGUCACCAACGAAGGCAACUUCUACGUCUUCACCAUCGAUUUGGCGACAGGGGGCGAAGGGACUCUGACCAAGCAGUAUUCGUGA